GAUUGGGUGACAUCCGCUUCCUUACUUACAGCCAGCUUCACGCAGUAAUGCACCACUCAGUGAACACUUGAGACGAUGGUGGGCAUUCGUGCUAUUCUGCUCGUGUUCCUCGCACUGGGUGUGGAAGGCGUCCGUACCCUCGCCUCGCCCCAAGACUGUGACGCCUCAUCUGAUGUAGUCGUGCAGGGCGGGAGUGUUGUUCCAGUUUACUAUGAAGUAAUAGCCGGAGCAAAAAAAAUGUCGGCAACCUUGUUCUUGCAGCCUCUCAUUGGCUUUGAGGGAGUUAGUGUUGAGGCGUCCUUUGCAACGGACACAUUAGCUGCCUGGUUCCCCACUGACCAUUGUUGCGCAGAAACACCACAUGACGUCACGUGGAUACCAUUGAAGGUGGAGGUGGAGGUCGUACGGCAUUAUACUCGUAUUCUACCUUUUUAUUACUUGCAGUACAUGAUGGACUUUGGUGGAUGCGUGAAGAAAUGUGAAAAGAAUUGGGAUUUUAAGUUGGAUGUCGUUGGGAAUCUGAAGGUUGUAGCUCAUGGCUCCUCCAGAUGGAAGUGUAGCAGCCCACCAGACGCCUGCCUCACCAGCUGUAGUAACACCACCAUCACCACCUGCCAGGAACCGUCACGCCAGCUCACUGUAAAUUCUUCGUCACUUUCAUUUCCAUGCAAUGCCACACCCUCACCGGCUCCCAAGCCUACACUGACCACCAUCACGCCCACACGGACUGUCACGCCCACAUCCCCCGCCCUGUCUUUCGCAGCAGUGACCACUGAUGACAAGUACCAUACAUCUUUGCCCUCGACACUGAUGGUGACAGUGUCCCAAGUGCUAGUAGUGGUGGACAUCGUGGUAGUUGUAGCAGUGUUAGUGGCGCUGUUUCCUGAGAUGAGACGAAGUGCGUGCCGUGUACUAAGGUUAAGACGUCUGCCGGCACCCCUUCCAUCCCCGUCCCGCCAGCAGCACCAGAGUUCUGUCCACGUCAGCAUGAACUCUUUGUACGAGUCCUUCAGUAGUCCCUCUGAAAGCCGCCACCAGCAGUGAACAUCAGUAUAAGUAUUUUGUACUCCUAAGGGCCUCUACUCAGAAGCGCUCUCUCACCACUACUGUUUUCAAAGGCCACAGUGAUGGUUACUGGAUUCUGAAAUGUUUUUUUUUUUUUGGUGAAUAAUUUAGAAAUCUUGUUAAUAUCUCAUUAGAACAAUAAAAAAAGAUCACUUAAAAACCUGUUUAACUUCAAUUAGAGCAUUUUGAAAGUAGUGCAGGUGACUGCCAUGUCCUUAUGGAUGGACUCUCUCUCUCUCUCUCUCUCUCUCUCUCUCUCUCUCUCUCUCUCUCUCUCUCUCUCUCUCUCUCUCUCUCUCUCUCUCUCUCUCUCUCUCUCUCUCUCUGUCUGUCUGAUAGGUGCAUCCCUUCUGGGAGAGUUCAUGCUUUACUUCACCCAGUAAUUAUUUGAUUAAAAAGACACAUGAGUUAGGACAAAUAGCAUAAUAGUGAGAUAUUUCCAUUCGUAAAGUUGUGGAAGAAAGUAACAUUAUAUUGUUGGUGUUACAUUUGUGACUGCGUCCUGCACUGAGAAGAUUAUAACUUAGGGUGGCAUCAAAUGAACCAACCCUGCAAUGUUCAAGUGUGUGGAAUGCACGCGUAGCACAUAAUGCUUUGUGUAAAUCUAGUGAGUGGAACGCGGUGGUGCAAGAAAACAUGGGAAGACACAGAAGGUACUUUAUUCUCAGACAUUUCGGCCCUGAAGAAGGCAACAACCCAGACGUUAGGUAAUAAAGUAGUACUGCCCCUCAUCCCGUGUUUCCCCCACCACCGCAGUGCACAGCGAUGUGGUUUGUAGACGUAGGGAAGCUACGGAGCGUGGAAUGGGAUUAUGUGAUCUGCCAUGUUUUACAACUCAGUGAUGAAAUGUGUCUUAGAGUAUAAGUAUGUAAUUUUUAGUUUCAUUUAUUGGGUGGUAGACAGACAGCAGUGGAUCUCAACAUUCCCUAAGUUCAUGCACCUCUCCGGGAGCUUUUGAGAAAUUCAUGUACCCCCGCGCCUAGGACGAUUAAGUGCAAGAACUUGCAUGAAUAUUUUACGGUUUUCACAAGUUUUAACACUGAAAACAAUAUAAUUAAAAGUAUUAGUCCUCUCUUUUAAAUAUGAAAUAUAGCUACUUGGUUCUUAUUAAUUGUUCUACAGGUGCGAAAUGUAAAUUAAAAGAAAAUGCCACAUCUGAAAGCUGUGAGGCGCGAGUUGUGUCUGAGUGUAAUAUAUUAACAUACUACAUAAACCUGUACUGCUUUAAUCUCAGUUUGAAUGAAUUUCUUACAUAACGCACGGUUUACUUACUAAAAAAAUAUGUUCCUAUUGUGCAGUGUUGUACACACUAGCCAUGCCAUGUACCCUUCCAUGUACCCCAUUAUUUCCAAGUAUCCUUUGAAAACUUCAUCCACCCUGAGGCGCACCAUGCACCCAGGUUGACUCUCACAGGAUAAAGUGUUUCACAAAUGCCAACAUUUUGGGUUCAUGUUUGAGGCGUGUCCUUGUAUUUUAUCCUUUUUACCUUUCAAUAAUGUUAUCACCAUUACUCUCUCAUUCGUAGUUCUUGAUUUGUGCCUGGUCGUUCCGUGUCAACAAUUGUGAAACACCCUGCACAUUUUAGGAGGCAUGAUUGGCACUAGAUAUGACGUGUGCAUUGAAAUGUUGCUUUUAUUCUUCAGUAAACUGUAAGUCGAGAUGCGUAUGACCACCUUGCUCUUCACUUUACUGUGUGUACUAACUAAUAAUGUGAAAAGGUGUUUAUUGCCUCACAAUUAAGUGUCUUCAUACGUAGGUUCUUCAGUUGUUUCUAUUCUGGCAUAUUAAGUUUUUAGAGGGUAAGGGCAAAUACCUGGUCGUCACCUUCACAAGCAAAGUGGCUGUUAGUUUUGGCGAUUUCUCGACUUUCUUUUCUUUCCUCAGUCAAGUAAUCAUGUGGCGCACCUGCUGGCAUAGUGGUCUGUGUCCUGUCUUGGUGUGACAGCUCUGAAAUUCGCCUUAACUUUGCUCCCUAUUGAUAUGAAACUUUACGAGGCGUGGAAAAAUAUGAAGUUUUCACACACACACACACACACACACACACACACACACACACAUAUAUAUAUUCAUUUUCUUGUUAUUGUUGUUGAGGACCUUAUCUGUUUAUUUAUGAAGGUGAUAUGAUGCUUAAAAAGAAAUAAAUGAUUAAUACCUUAAAUUGUUUUAUUUUUGAACUGGCUGUGGUAGCACUCUCUCUCUCUCUCUCUCUCUCUCUCUCUCUCUCUCUCUCUCUCUCUCUCUCUCUCUCUCUCUCUCUCUCUCUCUCUCUCUCUCUCUCUCUCUCUCUCUCUCUCUCUCUCUGCGCCUGAGUCCCCACCAUCACCCUCGGCGCAUUAAUGUCUACGCUUCACACUUCCCAUGCGGACGCCAACUGAGUCGUGUAAGGGCGGGCGUCUGUGUGGCCGUAGUGCAAGGCGCAAGGCGCGCCUCACGGAGUUGAUGUAACUGAGCAUUCCAUGAGAGAAGAUUUUUUUUUUCUUUUUCUUAUUAAGUGAUAUGUUCCGGUAUUGAUUGCCGUUUAUUUUGUGUAGUGUGUAGUUAAAUCUCUCUCUCUCUCUCUCUCUCUCUCUCUCUCUCUCUCUCUCUCUCUCUCUCUCUCUCUCUCUCUCUCUCUCCACCGAAUCACUGAUCCAUCCUUUCCCUUUCCUGUGUCGCUCAUCUUGGCUGGUGAACCAGGCUGGCCCUGACUCAGCUCACUGCCAAGGCCGUGACGUCACAUUGGCGAGAUGCCAGCCAACGUGUUGAUGCCAGUCCGUGUCUCUCUCUCUCUCUCUCUCUCUCUCUCUCUCUCUCUCUCUCUCUCUCUCUCUCUCUCUCUCUCUCUCUCUCUCUCUGUAGAAAUUUGCCGUGUGUAAUGUUAUAACACUUAUUCACAAACUUGUAAAGAUAAUUGUUGGAAAUAGAAGGGAGAUGGUUGAAUUUGUCCUCACCGUCUUCAUCAUUUUCAUCAUUCACCAUUCGUUCCCACCACUUCCUCUCCAUUUUGCUCUCACUUCAACCCCUUACUGUCAUCUUCAUCCCCUCUACUCUCACUUUCGUCCCUUACUGGCAUCUUCAUUUAUACGUCAUAUGGUUAAUUUUCAUCAUUGGCACUUCCUUGUUCACCUUCCCAUCCAUUCUGUCUUGGCAUAUUAAGGGUGUUCUGCCGGUACUCGCUGCCUCCACACUCAUGCUCCUGCUUUCCCAGAAGAGCAAUAGAUCAGUAGAACACACACACACACACACACACACACACACACACACACACACACACACACACACACACACACACACACACACACACACACACACACACACACACACACACACACACACACACACACUCUAUAU
Molecule: messenger RNA, 4395 nt
Organism: Scylla paramamosain (green mud crab)
Lineage: Eukaryota; Metazoa; Arthropoda; Malacostraca; Decapoda; Portunidae
Exons: 2
Coding region: 76-1044 (322 amino acids)
Source: RefSeq, a predicted model, not a curated record